Messenger RNA from Heterobilharzia americana, 3354 nucleotides. Lineage: Eukaryota; Metazoa; Platyhelminthes; Trematoda; Strigeidida; Schistosomatidae. The record is from the annotation of a GenBank genome assembly.
AUGAAUAUUUAUCUGCCUCAAUAUUUUAUGCUUUUUGCCUCCUCAUCGAAUAUAAAUCAGCAGACAGUUUCUGUUCCACUGUCUACAAGUUCAGCAGGAAUCUUUCAGAGCGUUGUUACGUGUACUUUACUAAAAAUACCUUCUACUUUUGAGACAAACGGCGUUUUCUCGGAAACAUCACUUUCUAACUCAAAUAGAAACGGAAGUAUUACUUUCAAUUGUUCUCAAGUCGGACGUGCAGUGCCUUUCAUUUGUCAUGACAAGUUUAACAAAAGUAUUUUGUUCUUGGACAAAAGUUUUAUUCAAUGCAGAAAGGCUCCUGUAGUAUCUGUUCGUCCUGAAAACGUCCGUUUGAUAGUGAGACCCAUCCCCUUUACUCAGCAAUUGAGUGUUGUACUAAGUGAGAAUGCAUCAAACUCCCGCGUUGUCGUUACAUGCCAGAAGAAAGAAGUUUCAGGUUUAUCAGUUUCCAUUCCUCCAGUUACAAUUGCACCUGGAAUGUCAACUGGAGUUAUUUCUGUUACAAUAAUAUCAUUUUCUAAUUCAAGCUCAUUCACCAUUGCAUGCAAAGCACAGUCAGAUAAUGGUAAUCAAUACAUUACAGAAACUUCCGAAGGAAUCAGUUCGAAGAUUUCAUUGAUAGGUGGAGAAAUGAUGUUAAUGCCCAAUGAUGUAAACUUAUAUAGCCUUCAAUUUCAGGUUCUGUUAAAUCUGAACGCAAUUAGUCGAUAUGUGGCAGUUCUAUGUAGCGUCAGUGUGGCUAACAAUGAAACAGAUGCAAAUAAUUUACUAAAUGAUAACACAUGUGAAGUUACUUCCAGAAAUGAUGGAAAUGCGAAUAGUUGGACUAUAACACCUUACCUAAAUGAAUUCAAGGCAGCAUCAACUUCGUCUUCUACCGAUUCACUUUCACGUUUACUAACUGUAAAACGUAAUUCUUAUCCAUCAUCUAACUAUACUAAUGAAAUGGAAGUAUUAAUUUUAAAAUGUUGCAGUACAACACAAAAUGCUACUGUGGAUCCAGCUUUUGCCAAUAUUAAAACAACAAGCAGAAUAAACAUUCUACUAAAACCUGCUUUAUUUAUUAAUAAAGGUGAUGAAUUGCCUUCAGAUCAAUCAUUUACAUAUCCCGAUCCUGCAUGGACAGAAAUUUCACCGUGUCCUUGUGAUUUGACCGCAGGUACUUGUGAUCUUGGAUGCUUUUGUGACAACUUAUGUCCAGUUAACCAAUCAGCAAACCUAUUUUCUGGCCUAUUUGGUGGUAAUUUCCAUAUACCAAAUCAACACAGUUGUGAUGCAGCGUUGAAAGCGACUAAUAAUCGGAGAAAUAUACUUGAUUUAAUAAAUCGAGGUUUCACAAGACUACCGGAAUAUCAUCCUAUUUUGUGCAUUGUUACUGAUAAUAAUGCAGUACUUGGAAAGUAUUACAAAUCAUCUCCACCCGCUAAAAGUUAUACUGACUUAGACAAUAAUGUCCAAAAUGCAAAAAUUGAAUUUCCCUCAGAUCAAGUCAUUGACUCAAGUGCAAGAGAAGUUUCCGUUGGUGAAAAGAAACAAAAAGGUCGCUUGUACGUUUAUGGUGAUCCACUGCAUCUAAUGAUAGAAUCAGUGAUCCUAGCAUCUUCUGAUGAUCCAAGUAUUUUUGUGAGUGAAUAUAAUGACUAUUUCGUUCUACCGGACAACAUGAAUUGUGAUCUGGAAUCGAAUAUACCAGUGGAGUUCUUAUCCGACAGGAGUAUUUACAGAUGUCCUAUAUCUCUAUCAAGUAGUCGGUGUCAAGAUGCAGUCAGUUCAAAGGAGAGUAUUGGAAACGGUUGGGGACCAAGAAAAUUAUUGGAUCGUUUUAAUAUCACGAUAUUCGCACCAGUUUUCCGUUUACGCAUGAACCGUUUACGUGAUAAUGUACCCGUGCCAGUAGAAGUCAACUAUUUCUGUUUAAGUCAAGAUGAAGUACAGAAUUUUAUAAUUUCUUCACAGUCAACUCUUAAUGUAAAACAAUCAAAUCAAAAUGGUUUUUUCAACCAUAACUGUACAUAUAAUGAUACAACGAAGUUGACAUUGUGUAUUCCACUACAAAGUUCAAUCAAUACAAAUACGUUCACGCCAACAGUUUGUAAUUGGCACAAUGGUUUCAACUUUCCACCUGAAGUUGAAUUUUCAAAUAAUGUUUGUAACAAUGUUGUACUGAAAGUGGAUUAUAAAUUUGUUUGGUCUAAUGGAAGCAUUUCGCAAGCACUAGGUCAAGUAUACCUGGCUAACUUAUCUGUAACAUCUACAGAAAUUGUUUACUACCAAGAAUAUUCUGUUAAUUUUGUACACACUACCGAAUUGGAUGGUGAAGUUAAUACGAAUUUGCCUUCUCAUUUUUUGAAGGUUAUCUCAGGAUGGUGGUUUUGUGUCUCUACCAUUGAGUCAUUCAGUGAUCAACCAUUUCCACGUCUUUUAUCAAGUUCGACAGGACAGGGUUGCUUACAUAGAAGUACAUGGACAGGUUAUGAGUUGGAUGAUAUUGUUGUUACCGGUCAAGUCACAUCCUUGCCAACACAACGUUUUCUUGUCCAGACAAAUGCAGAAACAAACAGUAUAUCGGGUACAGUGAAAACAGGUCCAGAUAUGUUAUGUGAUAAUGCAGAAGUAGACCAACUUAAAUUCGGUAAGAACACAGUCAGUUCUUGUCGUGUUCUACUUAAUUUAAAUGACUUCGAAAAUUGUGAUAAACUGAGAAGUCUUACUACUGCUAGAUUAAAUCUGUUUAUUCCAAGUGAAGUAAUUGCAGUCUAUCCACAAGCAUCUAAAACUUCAUCAAAAGACUGGAUUUUUAUUCACAAAAGUGAUCCUCUUUUAAGAUCAUCAGAAGCAGUACAGAAUUCAUCUGCCAUCGGUGCUCCAGCUGGCUUCUGUCCUAAUAUCACAUCAGCUAUAUAUCUCAAGAUAAUCUACGCGAUUCAAGGAAAAUUACAAGGAAUACCUAUCAAGCAAAUUGUUUCUGCUUCAGUUGAAUAUUCACAGGAUGAUUGGCAAUUUAUGUGUGAUUCCGUAGUUUAUCCAUCUGUCUGCAGAAAUUCAAGUGUUGUAAAUGAUGUAAAAAAUUUCUAUUUAAGUACAAUAAUUAUGUUUUCAGAAAUAUCUGUACCAACGGAGGAAGUAUUGAAUGCAAAACUAAACUGUGAUUUAGAUACAUGUUGGAAUGAUGCAUUCUAUGCAUGGACUGGAUUGAAUAAAUUAUAUAUACAAACCGGUAAAAUUGAACAAACUUUUGAAAUUGGAGUUACAUUAGCACGAAAUGUGUUAUUAUUCGUCUACUUGAAGCUAACUUUUGUUGACGAACUCAUCGGUUCAGUUGCUGGUUAUUAA